AUGGUUUAUCUAAAAGAUUCACACUCCCACUCGAAUUCCAACAAUGCUACUCACUCCCACCUGACGCCGCUGUGUUACUACACUCCGCCGCCAUCUACCACCAAAUCUUUCCGCUCCGUAGGUCGUUCCAUGCGCACCAUUCGGUCCAACGUCUUCCAGUCUGAGAAAUCGCAACCUGUCUCCGAGAACUUGACCGACUCAGUGGUUGACAUGCGACUCGGCGAACUCGCCAAUAAAUCACAUAUUCAUUCAAAACCCUCGACAUCGUCGGACGCAGUAGACGAUUUUUUGGAAAUCUCACAGACAUUCAGCGAUUACUCGGCAUGCUCCAGUGAUGUCUCCGGAGAGCUCCAGCUGCUCGCAAGUUUACCGAGUUUAGUAGAUUCGGACCUGAACCAGGGAUCGAAAUCUGAACCCGAGCCAGAACCAUGUGCAGGAUUCUUGCAGAGAGAAACAUUUUCCACAGAAAUUGUUGAAAUUAUUUCUCCAGAAGACCUUCAACCUACUGUUAAAAUAUGUGUUGAUGGGUUGAAAUCAGCCUCAAUUGCAGUGAAAAGAUCAGCGGCUGCUAAAUUAAGACAGUUAGCGAAAAAUCGGGUCGAUAAUCGGGCCAUGAUUGGAGAGUCCGGGGCGGUACCCGCUUUGAUCUCGCUUCUUCGUUCCUCGGACCCUUGGACACAGGAAAAUGCAGUUACUGCUUUGCUUAAUAUCUCCCUCCAUGAAAGUAAUAAAAGCUUAAUUGCAAGUUCUGGUGCCAUAAAAUCCGUAAUAUAUGUGUUGAAAACAGGGACUGAAACUUCUAAACAGAACGCAGCGUGUGCAUUGUUGAGCUUGGCUUUGAUUGAUGAGAAUAAAUCAUCCAUUGGGGCUUGCGGCGCAAUCCCACCUUUAGUGGCAUUGCUCAUAAACGGGUCGAAUAGGGGAAAAAAAGAUGCAUUAACGACGUUAUAUAAGCUAUGCUCAGUGAGGGUGAAUAAGGGAAGGGCUGUGAGCGCGGGUGCUGUGGGGCCGUUGGUGGGGCUUGUGGGGGAGCAGGGAACAGGCCUGGCAGAGAAGGCCAUGGUAGUGUUGAGCAGUUUAGCUGGGAUUGAAAUGGGACGAGAGGCUAUCAUGGAGGAAGGUGGGAUCGUGGCUCUUGUGGAGGCACUCGAGGAUGGGAGUGACAAGGGCAAGGAAUUUGCGGUUUUAACUUUGUUGCAGUUGUGUGGGGAGAGUGUUAAGAAUAGAGAAUUGCUUGUUGGGGAGGGAGGAAUUCCCCCUCUUGUUGCAUUAUCACAGACUGGGACGGCUAAAGCUAUGCAUAAGGCUGAAAUGCUACUUAUGUACUUGAGAGAAUCAAGACAAGAGGCUUCCACUCCAUAG
Fraxinus pennsylvanica is the source of this 1362-nucleotide messenger RNA. Lineage: Eukaryota; Viridiplantae; Streptophyta; Magnoliopsida; Lamiales; Oleaceae. The record is from the annotation of a GenBank genome assembly.